Molecule: messenger RNA, 1755 nt
Organism: Trichoplax adhaerens
Lineage: Eukaryota; Metazoa; Placozoa; Uniplacotomia; Trichoplacea; Trichoplacidae
Exons: 14
Coding region: 1-1755 (584 amino acids)
Biological process (GO): intracellular protein transport; signal transduction
Cellular component (GO): early endosome
Molecular function (GO): protein binding; phosphatidylinositol-3-phosphate binding
Source: RefSeq, a predicted model, not a curated record
AUGUCGGAUGGAGAAGAAACAGUUGAUAGUCCUAAAACCACUAAUGGUGAUAGACACACUGAAUCGGACGCCCAAUCACUUUCUGUCGAAAACAGCAAAUCGGUUACAAUUCGCAAAAGUCAGAAAGGCUUCGGCUUUAAUGUCAGAGGCCAAGUCAGUGAAGGUGGCCAGUUAAGAGCUAUUAAUGGAAAGCUAUAUCCACCACUCCAACAUGUUAGUGCUGUUAUUGACGGUGGUUCAGCCAAGCAAGCGGGUGUGCGAGUUGGAGACAGAAUAUUAGCUGUAAAUGGAAUUAGCGUCGAAGGAUCCUCUCAUCAAGCUGUAGUCGACCUGAUUAAACAAAAUAGCCAAGUAUGUGAAUUAUUGUUAUUACCAGUAACAGAUGACGAAGCCAAAAGAUUGGAUGGUCGUGGCAGAGGAUCUGCACACCAUGACUAUCCACCUGAUUAUACAGAAAAGAACGCUUUACCUAUAACUAUACCAGAUUGGACAAAUAUCGAUCGAAAUGGCGAACGCUACACACGACCUUACAAUUACACUUGCUUGUUACCAAAUAAUGAAGUAAUCCUCCUAAAAAUAUCGCUGUUCAUUCUGAAGCCUUUAAUUUUACAAAUAGGCGUACAAUGUCUACAUGACUUAAAAGAGAGCACAGAGAAUACAACUUUCCAAAAUUUCCCGGCAAGUGGCCAUUUAGCUUAUCUGAACCACAAAUCGAUCAAAGAAGACGCAGUUUGGAGUCCUACUUAUGUCAAGCAUAGAUUUGAAAGGUUUUCUUUUUGUUUUCUUGAAGUAACUUCUGUCUGUGCCAUUUACGACUCAAAAACUAUCCAAGAAUUUUUAUGUAUAAACGAUGAAAGCAAGAAAACUAAUACAGAACCUACAGAUGACAACAACACCUCGAUCGAAAUAUCGUUACCAGAUGCGAAGACGAUAGCAAUAUCAAUUCGUAAGAGUGAUAUCGUGGAAGAUGUUUACCAGAUUGCUGCUAAGAAAGCUGGAAUUGGCAAAUCCAAUAUGAAGUAUUUUGCAAUGUUUGAACAUAUUAGUGAAAACUUUUGGAGAAAACUACAAGACAAUGAAAUGCCGUACGCUGUAAUUUACAGAUCAUCUUCUAAUAGAAAUUUGGCAAUCAAGAAAUGGACAUUUUCUGAAGAUAAGGAGAAAACCCUUGUAUCCGAUGAUACCGUCUUAAACUAUAUAUAUCAUGAGGCUGCCAACGAAAUAAAAUCUGGAAAGUUAUCAUCGCAAGAAAAAAUAAAUGAUCUGAAGGCGGCGCAAAAUUCUGGCAAGAAGGCUCUGUUUGUGGAACUAGCUCAAACAUUACGUGGAUAUAAUACAGUAGUAUUUCCGCACUGUGCUUCCAAUGUCCGUAAAAAUGGCAAUGUAAUUGUUAGCAUUUCUAAAUCAGGCUUAGCUUUAACAGCUUGUACAAAUACUGGGGAAUUAGAGGAACAAGAACAUAAAUUUAAUUGGGAUAGUAUCAUUGAAUGGGAAACAGACGAAGAUGAGGCAUCAUUUAAUUUUCGAUAUAAUCGUGAAAAUAUGCCUCCUAGACUAGUCAAACUUUAUACAGAUUAUGACAUGUAUAUGAAAGAAUGCUUUGAUCGAGUUAUAGCAGAACUGGAAUGGGAAAGAGAGCAAAUUGAUGUUAAGCCUACGGAGAACGUUGCUGCUGUUACUGCGUCUGAAAAGCCCUCAGCUAAAAAACUAACGAAGCCGAGUGCAUUGGCUGAUAUUGGAGAUGGUGAUUUGUAA